CAUGUACGGCACUGGCUGGCCUUGGUGGGGACUUGGGCACAGGGCAGGAUGCUGCGAGGGUGCUGCAAAGGGCACCGAAUGCCAGGGGGCUCGGGAUGGGAUCCUGUUGCAUUGAGCUCACCCCUCCUAGGAAAGCAAGUUAUUUUUUGAUCCGCUCCCGAACGCUGAAGUCCUGCACGAGAUGGACGGGAAUGCCAGCACCGAGGGCACAGAGGGCCAGCACAGGACUCCCCACUGGACGGCGGAAAAUAAGCAUGAGGAGAAGGUCCAGGAUCCUGACAGAGGGGAGGACGAGACCAAGGCAGAGAUGGGGAGCAAAACCUGGGCAGACCUGGCUGGGGAGAUGAAGAUGUUCCUGUGGAACCCGGAGGAGAAAACGUGCCUGGGGAGAACGGCCAAGAGCUGGGGCUUGAUCUUACUGUUUUACUUCAUUUUCUAUACGUGCCUGGCGGGAAUGUUUGCUUUUUGCAUGUACGUGAUGCUGCUCACCCUGAGCCCCUACACGCCCACGUACCGGGACCGAGUGUCUCCGCCAGGAGUAAUGAUCAGACCAUACUUGAAUGGGUUCACCAUUGCCUUCAACGUCUCUCAGCCCAGCACAUGGCAACCCUACGUGGACAGCAUGCACCACUUCCUCACAGCUUAUGAUGACAAAGUUCAAGAGGAGAAGAAUAUCGAGUGUGUCUCAGGACAGUACUUCAUCCAAGGGGGCAAUGAGAGUGAGGAGAAGAAGGCCUGCCAGUUCAAGCGCUCACUGCUGCAGAACUGCUCUGGCAUUGAGGACCCAUCGUUUGGCUACUCUACAGGCCAGCCCUGCAUCCUGCUGAAGAUGAACCGGAUCAUAGGCUACCGCCCUGGGGCUGGGGUCCCCGUGAGCGUGGACUGCAAAGUGCAGAAAGGCAAUGAGAGCGAUCUCAGAUCCGUGGACUUCUACCCUGGAAAUGGGACAUUUGAUCUCAUGUAUUAUCCCUACUACGGCAAGAUGACUCACGUCAACUAUACGUCCCCACUGGUGGCCAUGCACUUUACAGAUGUGAAGAAGAAUUAUUUGGUUCAUAUUCAGUGCAGUCUGAAUGGGAAAGGUAUUAUCAACAACAUUAACAGCGACCGCUUCCUGGGCCGGAUCAUCUUCACACUCAGCAUCGGAAAGUAGCCACCGCAAACACUGGGCACUUAGGUUAAGUCGAUCAGAGGCUUUUUCCUUUUUAAAGCAUAAAGCCAGCAUUUUUUCUGCUAGGAAAAACAGGCACAUGGAGAUUUUUGUUAAUUUAUUUUUUGUUCAUAGUUAGGAAACAAAUGAGAUGCAAUGGAGCUUGGAACCACCUUUUUCAUCAUCUGAUGUAAAUCAUUAUUAGUGAAAAUUAAGAGUUAUCUCCUGGGCAGAGAACCCACAAAAGCAUUUCAGUUUUGAUUAAAAAAACCCUCUGGUAUCUGAACACUAUUUUCAUAAGGUCUUUUACGAGUGACCCCUGUGGAAUGCAUUUUUCCUGACUUUAAAUUUUAAUAUUUAUGAUAGUUUUAUGUGCAUUUCUCAGGCAAAAGCUAACAAGAGGGUAGUUUAUUAGCACUAUUCUAGUUAAUAAACAGCAAAAAUUCUGGAUUAUGCCUGCAAUAACACAGUUAAAAAGUGAAAAAGGCAGAUCUCAAAAUGCCUCCUAGGAUCUUCAGCACCCAGAGCAUCUUGACCGCAGCAUUGUACACAGCUUGUUCAGCACACCCAAGGUGAAAGAAGAAAACCACAGGGAAACGCUUAGUCGUUUCAUCAUUAAGGGGUCAAGGCUGGUAUUAGUGAAGUCAUCAAUUUAUCAUCCUCAAAGACCUAUGAAGCACGCUCGCCUUUAUCAGAGCGGAGUGCUGCUAACCUGAGCAACAUCUGCUGUGCGGGCAGCCUGACCCUCCCGGGCCCGUGAGCAUGUAGCCUUCGGUUUUGACAGAGAUGAACUACACUCCACAUGUUAUGAGCUAGGAGAACACAGCAGGACAGGACACCUUAGGAUAACGUACUAGUUGGAAAUCACACUUACUAAAAUUACUGACUGAACAGGAGCAUUGUGGUACGUUUGUCCUACAUCCUAGUCCAGGUACUUAAUCUGCCGUCAUUUCCUGAUCUAUGUAAGUCUCUAAGAAGUAAUUUUUUGUAUUAAAAAUAAAGCAACUACUGUAAAAUUAA
Molecule: messenger RNA, 2170 nt
Organism: Grus americana (Whooping crane)
Lineage: Eukaryota; Metazoa; Chordata; Aves; Gruiformes; Gruidae
Gene: ATP1B4
Product: ATPase Na+/K+ transporting family member beta 4
Exons: 9
Coding region: 182-1153 (323 amino acids)
Biological process (GO): sodium ion transport; regulation of DNA-templated transcription; potassium ion transport
Cellular component (GO): nuclear inner membrane; sodium:potassium-exchanging ATPase complex
Source: RefSeq, a predicted model, not a curated record